AUGACGGAUCAGGACCUUAACAACAAGCUAGACCGGCUACUAGCACUAAUGGAAGCUCAGCUAGAGCUGACCAGACAAAGCCAUCGGGAGGAACGACUACGACGAGCUCAUCUGACUGAGGAGGCAACGGACCUCUCUCACUCAGAAGACCAAGCAGGAGGAGGAGAUGAAUCCAUGAUAGGAGACCCCCAUACUCCUACUCCGGCGCCACGAUCAAGACCAUCAGUCUCAUUCAACUUGAAUGAGCAUGCUGAGACCAACUAUGAAAAGUAUGCUUCCCCCACCGGGCCGAAGUAUCUCAAGACCAGGGACCCCUACAGCAGGAGCCGAGUGGACCCUUAUGUUCAGGACCAGGAGGAGGAGGCAAGCAUCAUGGCAGAUCGUUCAAAGCCCAUUGCAACCCCGUUCCCAAAGUUCAAUCCCCGAGACAUCGAGAUCUACAUUCUAGAAGCCGAAGCUUGGUUUAGGUUCAAUCAAGUCUACGAGCACACCCGGAUGAUCAACCACCUGGGUUCUCAAUUGGAAGGUACUGCUCGAGAGUGGUGGACCUCAAAGCUACGCUUUGAUAGAGCUAGAGAAGGGAGGCUAUUCAAUGACUGGCAGUUCUUCACCAAACGACUAGCUGAACAGUUCAACCCCCGGAAUGCUAGGAUGGAGGCCUACAACAAGCUGCUAGCUCUCAGACUUACUAGUGAUGCACCAGGAGCUGCCACACGACACGUAGAGCAGUUCAGAGACUUGGAAGGACAGGUCAACCUAGGAGACAACGAGCUAACCAUUGACCUCUUCAGAGGAAGCCUUACUCGCAGCAUACAGGAGAAGUUUGAAAGGAAUCCACCGAAGGAGCUAUGGGAGUGGUUCCGGGAAGUCGAAGAGAUCGACCGACAAAGGAUGCUGUUGCAGCAGGCCUCAGCUAGACACGUGCAAGCAAACAACACGUCAUCUCCAGGAACUCGGCCAAUCCAGAGUUCAAUCCCCGUUCGGCGAUCGGCUGCGCAACCUUAUUCAACUCGAUCACCGGCUCCACCUUAUCUUCCGUCUCAACCUUAUCCGACGCGACACUCCACCCAACCCCUUCCCCACUCAAACAACCGUCCUCCUCCCCAUCAACCCACUCCAGCUCCAAAAGGAACCCCGGCACCAUCAGGAGGCAGCAACAACACCUGCCAUUUGUGCAAUGGUAUCGGACACUGGGCCAGGAACUGCCCUAGCAGGAGGGUAGAAUCUCUGGGAUCACGACCUAUGGGACCAAAGGUCAUGGUCGUCACCAAGGACCCCCUCGACGAGGCCUCCGACUCUGGAGAUGGCCGCUCAGGCAAUACCGAGCCAGAGCAGGAGGACAUGGACCUCCGGCCUUAUCAGCAGCAUAUGGACUCGGACUUCGAUCACGAGGAGGAACAAGACGAUGAUGAUGACGAGGGAAACGUCAGCAAAGCAGUACUGGAGCUCUCUGGAAUGGUUCAAGACCAUCCUGCUCGAAUACUAGCUGAUACCGGUGCUGGUUUGUCAAUAGUAUCAGAUUCUUUCAUUAGUAAGUACCAAAUACCAACAAAACCCAUAAAAACAAGAUCGAUCCAUGGUGUCACCGGACAUCAGCUAUCCAUCAAUAGUGCUGCGAGCAUGCAGGUAACUAUUGGUAACCACAAUCUGGGUGUGGUCGAAGCUUCAGUGGCCAACACUGCCGACUACGACCUCAUCCUAGGGUUCACUGAGCUAAGGAAGCUCAAGCCCACCAUACGAUGGGAUACGGGCCAGCUGGAGUUCAAGACUCAGGAGCAGGACCGACCCCCGAAGAGACCCCCUGAAGCAGCAGGAGCAGGGGACCUAACCAUGAGGAGACCAACCCUUCAUGGUAACGAGUUUGUCUCAGCAGAGCGCAUACUACGAGCAGCUCUGGAAGAUGGACCCAUAGGGUUCAUGCUGUUGGAGGAACCACCAUCAUCACUCCCGGCCUUUGGUUUCGUACCUACAGGCACCGAUAAAGGAAUCGAGAUGGAGGUGGAGGUGGACAAGGUGGUGACGGCUGCGGACAUACCAAAGCCAUACCAACACUUGAGAGAUGUGUUCGAUGAGGUGGAAGCAGACAAGCUGCCCCAUCAUACCGAGCAUGAUCUCCACCUCGAGUUGAUAGAAGGAGGCAAGCCACCUCAAGGGCCUCUAUACCUUAAGGGACCCAAGGAGAUGUCCGAGUUGAGGAGGUACUUGGAUGAGAACCUCAAGAAGGGGUUCAUAAGACCAUCGAAGAGCCCAGCACGAUCCCCAGUGCUCUUCGUACCAAAGAAGGAUGGAGGUCUCAGACUCUGUGUCGACUACAGAGGUCUCAACGAGAUCACUAUCAAGAACAGGGCACCAUUGCCCCUCAUCGAGGAGCAGCUGUUCUUGCUCAGGAAGGCAAGGAUCUAUACCAAGCUAGACCUUAGAGCAGCAUACAACCUCAUCCGGGUUGCUAAAGGAGAUGAAUGGAAGACAGCGUUUGGCACUCAGUUGGGACUCUAUGAGUACCUAGUGAUGCCCUUCGGCCUAGCCAAUGCUCCGGCUCACUUCCAAUCAUUCAUCAAUGUCAUCUUCCGAGACAUCAUUGGAGUAUAUGUGGUAGUAUACUUGGAUGACUUCCUGAUCUUCAGUGACACUGAGGAGGUACAUGUGAAGCAUGUCACCGAGGUCCUCACUCGCUUAAAGAGCAACAGGCUCUUUGCUAAGCUGUCCAAGUGUGAGUUCCACACCAAGACGGUGGAGUUCCUGGGUUACAUCAUCAAGCCAACGGGUAUUGAGAUGGACCCAGAAAAGAUACGGACUGUCAAGGAGUGGCCGAUGCCGGCGUCUAUCCAUGACAUCCAACGGUUCCUGGGUUUUGCUAACUUCUACAGGAGAUUCAUAGCUCACUUCGCUCGGAUAGCCAAGCCAUUGACAUCACUGGUGAAGCCGACGGAACGCUUCAAGAAGUUUGAGUUGUCGGAGGAGGCCCAACAAGCCUUCCAUCAGCUCAUUCAAGCGUUCACAUCAGCAGGAGUGCUUCAGCACUUCGACUACCACCUUCCAACAAGGUUGGAGACCGAUGCAAGUGACUUUGCUAUAGCAGGAGUACUCAAGCAGGAGCAUGAAGGACGAUGGCAUCCAGUGGCCUUCUACUCUAGGAAGAUGUCUUCUGCCGAGAAGAACUAUGAGAUCCAUGAUAAGGAGCUCCUAGCUGUGGUCGCCUGCCUCACUCAGUGGCGACACAUGCUAGCUGGACUACCGAACCAACUGGUCAUCCUCACUGACCAUGAAGCCCUCAAGUACUUCAAGUCACAGAGACGCAUCACAGGACGACAAGCUCGAUGGGCAAUACUACUAGCAGAAUUCGACUUCAUCCUGCAGUAUCGACCAGGAGACAAAGGUGGUGAACCCGAUGCUCUCACCAGAAGGGCAGACAUGCAACCAGCUGGUGAAGAGCAGGAUCACAAUGUGAGGCAACUACUGCCUCCUCGGGUGUUUGCGGAAACAGCGGACCAUGACUCGACCCUAGUGGCUCCCAUGCUCUCGAUGGAGUCCAUAGCAUCGAAAGGGCUCAAAGACCUGGUCAAGAUCUUCCAGCCCUUAGAUCAAGAGCUACAGGAGAUACACUCGAAGAAGCCCUUCGAGCUCAAGGACGACCUAUGGUACAGUGGAGGAAGGUUAGUCAUCCCCAAGGUGACCAUGCCAGGGAGGACUAACAACCGACACUCAAGGAGUGCCAAGGAAGUAGAUGGACAGUCUCUCUCUGUAGAGCACCUGCGAUUCAUGGUGAUGACCCAAUGCCAUGAUGGUGUUACUGCCGGACAUGUAGGAAGAGAUGCUACCAUCAAGGCAGCUCAACGGCACUACUGGUGGCCAAGCAUGACAGCUUGGAUUGCUGACUAUGUAGCUAGUUGUCCAGUUUGUGCGAGGUACAAAGCUCCUCGUCAUCGUCCGUAUGGCCUUCUACAGCCACUUGCCACACCAGACAGGCCCUGGGGCUCGAUAUCCCUCGACUUCAUUGAAGGACUACCACCUUCAAAGAACUAUGACUCCAUCCUCGUCAUUGUCGAUAGGCUGACCAAGUUUGCCAUCCUGGCCCCGACCCAUAAGACAGUCACGGCCAAACAGACUGCAGUGUUGCUAUAUGGACACAUGGUUAGACUCUUCGGAUACCCUGAUCACAUGGUCUCGGACCGAGGCAGGCAGUUCAUAUCAGGAGCAUGGAAAGCCUUUGCAGAGCAGAUGGGUGUGAAGCACUCACUUAGCACGGCUUAUCAUCCUCAAACUGAUGGUCAGACAGAGAGAGUCAAUCAGGUCGUGGAGCAGUACCUAAGGAUGUACUGCAACUAUGAGCAGAACGACUGGGCAGACCUGCUAGACACUGCAGCCUUUGUAUACAACAACACGGUCCACAACAGCAUUGGUGUCUCACCAUUCUUUGCAUGCUAUGGAUGGAACCCCAAAGCCCAUCCUGACAUCCCUCAACAACUAGGAGUCAAUGAUCCAGGUCGCUUCGAGUACCUCAUGGAUGGGAAGGAGCGUUGCAAGUAUCUUCAGGAGCAGAUCAGGGAGGCACAGCGUCGGACGGUGGACCAGUAUAACAGGAAGCACAAGGACAUCGAGUUUAAGGUGGGUGAUAUGGUCUAUAUCAACCGCCGGAACUGGAAGACCAGGCGACCUACACCAAAGCUGGAUACCCGGUUUGCAGGACCCUAUCCAGUCCAGGAACGAGUAGGACGCCGAGCAUACAGGAUCACAUUGCCAGCAAACCUUAGGGUUCAUGAUGUGUUCCAUGUCUCCAUGCUCGAGCCAGCAAAGACUAGCUCACUUCCUCACAGGACAGACCAGCCAAUCAUACCAUCACUUCCUGAUGAAGACCUCGACUUCGAAGUAGAAGCACUCAUUGACAAGCGCUCAUUCAAUGGGACUACGGAGUACAAAGUGCUUUGGAGGGGGUACUCAGAGGAGGCCGCCUCUUGGGAACCCGUUUCAAACCUCGACUGUCCCGACCUCAUCCGGGAGUAUGAGGUAUCAGAGGGGGGAGGAGCGAGCAGAAGAAGGAGGAGAGAGCAGGAGGAGGAGUAG
Molecule: messenger RNA, 5061 nt
Organism: Ustilago hordei
Lineage: Eukaryota; Fungi; Basidiomycota; Ustilaginomycetes; Ustilaginales; Ustilaginaceae
Exons: 2
Coding region: 1-5061 (1686 amino acids)
Biological process (GO): DNA integration
Molecular function (GO): zinc ion binding; nucleic acid binding
Source: RefSeq, a predicted model, not a curated record